This is a messenger RNA of Candidozyma auris, 288 nucleotides long. It is a transcript of the gene MRPL37, whose product is annotated as mitochondrial 54S ribosomal protein mL54. The transcript has a single exon. The coding region runs from base 1 to 288 and encodes 95 amino acids. Gene Ontology annotation, cellular component: mitochondrial large ribosomal subunit. Gene Ontology annotation, molecular function: structural constituent of ribosome. The record is from RefSeq and is a predicted model, not a curated record. NCBI's taxonomy places the organism in Eukaryota, Fungi, Ascomycota, Pichiomycetes, Serinales, Metschnikowiaceae.
AUGCUUCCUCUUCGUUUCCUCGCUACAAGAAGCCUAUCAGCUUCUGUUGCUGCUAGAGAAUCGAUUUGUCCUGCUGGUACGGUGCUUAACCUCAAAAUCAGGAAAUCUGGUGAUGAACCAGUCGCCUUGAAAGAUGAAGAGUACCCUGAAUGGUUGUGGGACUGCCUCAACAAAGAAAAGAUGGAUCAACAAUUGAAGGAGACAGACAUCAUGAAGUGGAGGAAAAAACAGAUCAACAAGGCCAACAAUGCCAAGAUCAAGAAUAACAAUUUUGUCUCACAAAUGUAA